AUGGCGCCGUCCAACGUCACCACCACCACCACCACUGCAGUGCACAACGCCCCAGGCAAGAUCAAGCGGCCGGUGCCUCCCGGCAUCCAGACAAACGGAGCCGCAUCGUCCACCUCAUCGCCCUCUCCAUCCUUGUCCAAUAUCAAGCCCCCCAGCGCGAAGGCGCCGAGCUCGGCUAGCGAUCGGGCCAUCACUGCCUCGACUGUGCGGCCUAACCACCGGGUCCGUCGCGAUACUCUAAACCUGUCGGCGGGGCGAAGUUCGAGAAACAGCGCAGGCUUGCGAUCAGUAUUUUUUGCCAUGGACGAUGCGGCUCAUAAUGAGCCCCGACCUGCAGUCGUGACCGAUCAUUACAUCUUAAAGAAGUUUGCCGGGCGACCCCCGUCCUUGGUUGUCCAUUUACACCAGAAUCAUUUCCGCUUCGAUGGCCAAGAGGGCAUGUUUCAGUAUAAGUCACCCAUGCGGAUAUUUCUUGAGCAUAUAAGGAAUCGCACAGUACCCCACGACCUCCUUCCGUACUUUAACAAAGACCAUGUGCCAUUCUACGAAGGAUGCCUCAUUGUGCAGGUCUACGAUCACAAAGCAGUAGCCCAGACAAAGGACGUCAAGCGACCUUCGUCGGCUUCCAAUGCCGUCGUACCAUCAUCUAUUCACAACUAUAACCAGUGGCUCACGCCUUCCCCCUAUGUGCCGUAUCCUAAAGAAGAACAGAAUCCAAACGAAACGAAUGGAAAGCUGAAAGAAGAAGACACCAAAGAUACAGCGGAAAGCGAUGAAAAGGACGCUGAAAAUGAGCCCUCGAGCGUGCCUGCGGAUAUCUCGGCCAAUAAUGCUGCCCCAAAGCCGAAGAUAUGCACCCUUGUUCUUCAUCCGACACCCGAGAGUCUAAGAAUGGAUCUUUUGCUCAAGGCGACUACAGAGGAGGGACGCGACACUUCUGCAAUGGCUCCUCCAUCAACGCCAGCGACAGUGGUGCCGCCCACCCCAACCGCUUCUAGCAUGCAGCCACCCGCGAAAAAGGCUAAGCGAGAAAAAGGCGAAAUAGACGGCAGUAACAUAUAUGCUGUCGAAGGACAGAUAUUGCUGGCGACCUCUGGUCCUCUUUACCUUGAACCAACCCAAAGCCUUGAGGAUACCAUUGCGUUAUUGGAGAAAAUGUCACAUCCCAGCCACAGCAAACCUCCGCCUCAGCCAAAGGCCCGCAAGCGAACAGUGGCGGAGAUGGCCGCGGACGAGGCAGCGGCAGCAGAACUGGAGCGGUACAUGCUUGUUUUGGACGAUCGGUUGGCAUCAAAUGUCACGGGCGCUCAAGUUGGCGGUGGAGCAGAUGGAGAUGCUGCAACCGGUGCUGCUACAUUUGAACCCAGAUUUGAGCGUUUCAACGUUAUUGAAGAUAUCAAACGGGAGCAUGCCGAGAAGAGAGAGCAGGAGAAGCUCAAGCAGCAAGAGAAUGACCGAAAGCUGCAGCUGCAGAGACAGCAAGCAGCCGCGGCAGAAGCUGCUCAGAGACAAGCAGACAUGGAGAGGGUUAGGCGCGAACAGGCUCAAGCUAGAGAGACCCAAAUGCGUCAACAAGCUGCCGAAGCGCAGCGGCAAGCCAUGGCCGCUCGCGCCGCGGCGUCAACCCCUGUUGCUCAAACCAACAACAGCCAACAGCAGAUGAACCAGACGCAGCACGGCCACCCUAUUCAGAAUGGGGUGGUGCCCAAUGCGAUGCCAAAUGCCGUAUCGACAGUUCCGCAGAAUUCGAUGCCAAAUGGCAUAUCUGGACCGGCUCAGGCACGGUUCCAAGCAACAAUGUCUCAAGCUCCAGUAUCUUCUCCCAUUGUCCGGCAUAAUACACCCCAAAAUAUGUCGUCACCUAUGGUCACAAGCGUUCCUAUGCAGCAAACCAACUCCAGCAUGGCGGCAAGUCCUCCUCGACCUGCCUCAGUUGUGCAAAACCAACAGAUAGCCAUCCGUCCGGUACACCACGCAUGCCGCAGACGACGCCGAAUAUGUCUCAUGCUACUCCGCUUAACCGACCUGCAAUGGUUGGAACUCCUCGCAUAA
Messenger RNA from Trichoderma gamsii, 2052 nucleotides. RefSeq lists its product as hypothetical. Lineage: Eukaryota; Fungi; Ascomycota; Sordariomycetes; Hypocreales; Hypocreaceae. The transcript is spliced from 3 exons. The record is from RefSeq and is a predicted model, not a curated record. Bases 1 to 2052 code for a protein of 683 amino acids. Gene Ontology annotation, biological process: regulation of transcription by RNA polymerase II. Gene Ontology annotation, cellular component: SAGA complex. Gene Ontology annotation, molecular function: transcription coregulator activity.